AUGAGUCUCGGCCCCCAAUGCUGGCGCUGCCGCAAACGCCGCCUACGCUGCGACUCCUCCCUCCCCUCCUGCCUUAAAUGCGCCCUCGCCUCCGUCUCCUGCCCCGGCUACGCUCCAACCCGCCCCAUCGCCUGGCGCAACCCGCUCCUCCUCACGUCCCACGGCAUCGUACGCGUGCGCGAGAACGGCGCCCACGAGAAGGCGGGCCUCGGGCGCGCGAGCGUGAUGGGCAUCGUGUGCCGCGCGCCGCGGAGCGUGCGGUCCGAGGUGGAGUUGCGCAUUGCGGCGGAUGCGAUUGAGUAUUCACCGGAUUUGGUGCCGUACGCGACGGAGCGGAGUCCGUACCAGAUCUCGCCGAGUGAGAUCGGGGAGUUGGCGGAGUAUGUGCGCAAAUCGUACAUUUCGAUAGCGGCGCUGCAUAGGUUCGUCAGCGGGGAGCCGGCGGGUGUGGCGCGGGUGAGCCCCGGGACGCUCCGGCCGGCGCCCGACGGGUCGGACAUUUCGGAGCUCAUGGCGGCGGGGGAUUUUGAGAGUGUGCAUUUCGCGUCGCAAGCAGCUGCGAUCAGGGCAUUGAGCGAGGAGCUCGGGAAGCACCAGUCCGAUCAGAACGCCGCCGGGGCGGGGCCGGAGAUUCUGCUUGGAAUCAUGUUGAUGCUCUCAUCACAGAUCCAGUACUCGGCAUACGCGCCAUGGCAGGCUCACAUCCACGGAGCAUGGAGCUUAAUAGCCGCGCAAGGCGGCAUGGAAGUGCUAGCCAAGGCGAGUACGGACCUCUGUCGCGUCUUGCAACAAGUCGCCGUCGUGGACAUAUUCGGCAUAUCGACGACCUGCCUGACAGAGGCGUCAGCAAAGACUGUUCUCUCGCGGUACGCUUCGUACGCGAUGAUCUUCGACGAGAGCAUGGUUGAGAUCGCCAACCCGUGGACGCUUAUGCCGAACGGGCUGGCUAGGACCAUCAACCAGAUCAACACGCUGCGCGCAGAGAAUCUUCUGCUUCCGUCAGCGAAAUCGCGCACGCAAGGCCUGUUGGCGGUACUGGAGUUCCUCGACGCUGCGUCGCCCGAUGCCUGGGCUGCUGAAGUCGCGACCAAUGCCACCGUCUUGCUGACGCCCGGCAGAUUGAGUGAAGACGUCGAGACGAGGACCGCAUGGAAAGCUCUGAUGACUGCUUUCUUGAACGCCACGGUUUUAUAUGCCAUUAAUAGCCUGGCAGGACUAGGCGAGACGUCUCUGAGACCUGUCGCGCGCUCCCAACAGUCAAUGUCGUCCCUUGUCUCUAGGGAGGCGGCAGCAUACGAUGCGCUAAUGUCCUCCAUUCGCGUCCUCUUCGACCAAAGAGCCCAACGACGGGAACCCCAAGACAGGACAGACCCCCCCGCAACCAGCGCCGGUUUGCUGCACAAAUUCGUCAUCUGGCCGAUGGUGGUCGGCGGCAUCCAAGCCGCGCUCGUCCGUCGCGACGACGAAGCCGCCGGGUACCUGUGCUCGGGGAUGCAAUCCAUCGGCGAAGAGCUGGGCACGGUCAGCAUGAUAGACGGUGCCCGUCUCGUGGAGAAGCUGAGCCAAGCGCAUAGAAACGGCCCCGAGCUGACAUCGUGGGACGCCCUCUUCGACGGGGCACCCCUGUUCUUGAUGUGA
Colletotrichum chrysophilum is the source of this 1638-nucleotide messenger RNA. RefSeq lists its product as uncharacterized. NCBI's taxonomy places the organism in Eukaryota, Fungi, Ascomycota, Sordariomycetes, Glomerellales, Glomerellaceae. The transcript has 3 exons. The coding region runs from base 1 to 1638 and encodes 545 amino acids. Gene Ontology annotation, biological process: regulation of DNA-templated transcription. Gene Ontology annotation, molecular function: zinc ion binding; DNA-binding transcription factor activity, RNA polymerase II-specific. The record is from RefSeq and is a predicted model, not a curated record.